AUGCUCAUUGUCUUUUGUAUGCUUCUAGUGCCUUUCGUCCAGGUCAAGCAUCAGGGAUCCAAUCAGAGUCCACGGUUAUCAGUAUCCAUUCCAUCCAGGUCAAGCUUCAAGGUUCAAGUCAAGGUCCACCGUUUCAGUAUCCAUUCCAUCCAGGUCAAGCUUCAAGGUUCACGUCAAGGUCCACGGUUUUCAGAUCAAGGUCCACGGUUUUCAGGUAUAUCAAAACUCGAUGAGCAAUUACUCCCUUGUUUCUGUAUAUUUCUAGUAUCCAUUCCAUCCAGCUUUUAUCUAUUACUAGUGUCAGCCAUCCAGGUCAAGUGUCAAGGACCCGAUUUCCUGGCAAUGGGUAUAGCCAUCGAUGUCUGGCGUCAAGGUUGCGAUCUUCCAGCCAAGUGUUCAAUCAUCCAGGUCAAUCAACAGGAUUCUGAUCUCCCGUCAAUGUGUUCCGCUAAUCAUGUCAAGCAUCCAGGUUCCCAUCUCCCUGCCAUGGUUAUAGAUUGUUCAGUCAUCCAGGUCAAGCAUCUAGGUUCUGAUCGCCAAUCCAUGGUUAUAGCCAUCCAGGACAAGCAUCAAGGUUCCGAUCUCCCAGCUAUGGCUAUAGUCUCCAGCUAUCCAGGUCAAGCAUCAAGAUUCCCAUCACCCCGCCAUGGGUAUAGUUCUAGUCUCUGGCUAUCCAGGUCGAGCUUCAAGGUGCUGAUCUCCCAUUAUAUGGUUAUAGUGUUGAAUCCAUCAAGAUCAUGCUUCACGGAUCCGGAUUCAGUCCGUGGCUAUAGGCCAAACAGCAAGGAUCAAAACUCAAAUUUGGACUACAGUUCAAAUAUCAAAGAUCUGAUUUCAAAUCAAGGUUACGGGUACACACUUUUCUCUCUGUCUUUACAUGCUUUCUUUCGUAUUGGCCUAGUGUGUUUACGAUCUGGCUACACAAUGAAAAAUUUGUUUUCCUUCCAGUGCGACAGGUAUAUACAUCUAGUUUGGCCUUUAGUUACUGUUGGCUUUAUUUCUCUACUGGCUUCACAGUCCAAGCCAGUCAUCAUGGAUCCUAUAUCCGUCCAGUGUUACAGUGUCCUUGCAGUCAAGGUGCCUUUACUGUCUAUGCCAAUGAUUCCGAAUCCGAGCCCUAUCCAGAGUGACAGGGCAACCAUCAAGGAUUCGAUCUCCAUCCAGUAUGACAGCCAAGGCCAAUCGAUUCUGGUUUACUGUCCUCUAGGUCAAACUGAAUUACCAAAGUUUUACUAUCUACCUAGUGCCCGAGUGGAAGCCAAUGAUCAAAGCUUUGAUAUUCUUUUGGGCUCACAGCAAGCGUUCAAUGCUCAGCUCUACAUCAAAGGUCGCAGAUAUACAAGAAUCUUUAAGCAAUUUACUAAAAAUUAG
Messenger RNA from Phycomyces blakesleeanus NRRL 1555(-), 1371 nucleotides. RefSeq lists its product as hypothetical. NCBI's taxonomy places the organism in Eukaryota, Fungi, Mucoromycota, Mucoromycetes, Mucorales, Phycomycetaceae. The record is from RefSeq and is a predicted model, not a curated record. Bases 1 to 1371 code for a protein of 456 amino acids. The transcript is spliced from 21 exons.